Synchiropus splendidus (mandarinfish) is the source of this 2609-nucleotide messenger RNA. RefSeq names its product glycoprotein M6Bb (gene gpm6bb). Bases 154 to 891 code for a protein of 245 amino acids. Gene Ontology annotation, biological process: axon development; central nervous system myelination. The transcript has 7 exons. Gene Ontology annotation, molecular function: structural constituent of myelin sheath. Lineage: Eukaryota; Metazoa; Chordata; Actinopteri; Syngnathiformes; Callionymidae. The record is from RefSeq and is a predicted model, not a curated record. Gene Ontology annotation, cellular component: plasma membrane; myelin sheath.
GUGCGGGCCGUGACGUCAGCGGGCCGUCUUGCACGGGGACGCGGGGCUGUGAGUGGGUGCAGCCAGUGUGCGCGCAUCCCAGGACCCGACACCGAGUCAGCAGGGACCGCUCUCUCCGCCGAACUGCUCCGGAACCGCCAGGAACCGACCGCGAUGGGUUGCUUCGAGUGCUGCAUCAAAUGUCUGGGCGGCGUCCCCUACGCCUCGCUGGUGGCCACCAUCCUCUGCUUCUCGGGCGUGGCCCUCUUCUGCGGCUGCGGCCACGUGGCGCUCACCGGCACCGUGACCAUCCUGGAGAGCCACUUCUCCAAAGUGACCAGCGACCACGCCAUGCUGACCGACGUAGUGCAGCUGAUGCAGUACGUCAUCUACGGCAUCGCCUCCUUCUUCUUCCUGUACGGGAUCAUCCUGCUGGCCGAGGGCUUCUACACCACCAGCGCCGUCAAGGAGCUGCACAGUGAGUUCAAGACCACCAUCUGCGGACGCUGCAUCAGCGGAAUGUUCGUCUUCCUCACCUACAUCCUGGGCGUGGCCUGGCUGGGCGUGUUCGGCUUCUCCGCCGUCCCGGUCUUCCUCUUCUACAACAUGUGGUCCACCUGCGCCACCCUGAGGUCUGCCACCGCCAACAUCACCAACAUCGACUCCAUCUGCGUCGACGUCCGCCAGUACGGAAUCAUCCCGUGGAACGCCACUCCAGGAAAGGCCUGCGGAUCCACGCUAGGAGACAUCUGCAACACCAGUGAGUUCUACCUGUCGUACCACCUGUACAUCGUAGCGUGUGCCGGAGCCGGAGCCACCGUCAUCGCUCUGCUGAUCUACAUGAUGGCUACCACUUAUAACUUUGCCGUUUUGAAGUUUAAGAGUCGAGAAGACUGCUGCACUAAGUUUUAGCGUGGCCGCUCUCCCACGCCCACUAAACCAGACUAGACACCUUUCCGCGUAGAACCAGUGUAAAUAGCUUCUUAGCUUCCAACUGAUGAAAGUUUCCUGGGGACUGAGGUGGAGUAGAGUCAGGCUGCACCAGUGUUAUAUUUAUAUAAGCCAUCACAGACGUGACAGACGCCCAGCGGUGUUGACCCCGAGUCAGGUCAGGAGGAGGCGGCCUCAGUUACGUCACAUGUUGCACAGAAACGCUCAGUGUUCUCCUUCACCGACUGUUAAGAGCUCGCUACAUGGUAGCAUGGUAACACCGCUAGGCUAGCUUAGCUCAGUAGCGCCGGCGCACGGGGCCUUUCUUCAUUCCGUGUCCGUUCCUCUGUACGACGUUUGGGCCUGGGCAGCGAAGGCCCGCGCUCCUUCUCUCGACGUGCCUUUUAAGAGCCUGUUUUUAUCUUAACGCUGAGCUUGCAUGCUAAAACCAACCUGACCAUAUUUAAUUGGAGACUGUAGCCUUUCUUUAUAAAAUAAACGUCUUUGUUUACGAACGUAGCCCCACCUGUUUAUUUCAAAGGGUCCGACCGCGACGACGCGCCGGCUUCGCACUAACCGCCAAACUUGCAACUGCAUGUGCCUCUUCUUUCUGUUCUCUUCACCUGGCUAACCUCAACUCUGAUCCACAGUUGUGGGCCUUCAUGCUAGCUGUGUACCUCUGUGUGUGGACCUUUUGAAAGGUUAAAGCAACACUACAAAGAUCUGCCGUUUACCUUAUGGCUUCAUGGCGCUGUUAGCAUGCUACCUACGCUGACAGCUGAGAGCAAACGCCACUGAGAAAUGGAUCUGGCUUGUAGAAGCAGCCAUUUUUAAAUACAUUUGUGGACAAUUUAAAUUGUUUUUGGGGGAUAAAAUCAGUUUCUAGCGUCAAUGAUGUCGACGUGAAAGACACAUUAACCCGAGGAAGGGGGAGUCGUCCUGAAAUGAGUGGAUUAGAAGUGAAAUAACGCUGGAGGGAGAGAGUUGUUUCAGGGGCUGGUUUACUGGGUUGCUGUGCUGGAGUGAGGGGUUCGAGACGGUUGAAGUCCGAGGUCCGUGUUCCCUGAUUUGUAGCUGAUGAGUUAGGACGAGCCACACAGUGUUUGAGUCGGGAAUGUGCUGGAUGGACUCGCCCAUCCUCACCUAAACAUUUGUCUCUAUGGCAAAACAUCCACUGUCAGUUCAAAUGCUUCACUCAGACGUGGGUAAAGUGCGGCCCAGGGGCCACGUGUGGCCCUUCGCCUGUGUUCAUGUGGCCCUCAUGAAGUCAGAGCAAAACUACAAAUAAAAUCCAUGGACACGAAAAAAAGCCCCGCAGCAGAUUGAACUGCGCACAGCAGGUGACGUGUGGAUGGAAGUGAGAACAAAGUCUCUCUACUUGUUGCUGUUUGUUUGAGCCGCAUCGAGUCUGAAUUGAGGUUCCCGUCUGCGCGACUGUGGUAAACCAGCCCCUUGCUCUUAGUUAAGAGGUGAAGUAAACAAGCUCCCUGCUGGACUACGGUGGCUCUCUUCGCUGGGUCCAUGACGGACGUGCAGCGCCGCCCGCUGCCGGUCAGAGCCAUGUGGUGUUGCUUUAGCUGCCCAAGGGGGAACUGGGGUGGAGAAGUGUUUCACGUUGACCAGGUCGCGGGCCUGAUUUCCUCCUGUAGCUUGGCUUUGCUUCUCUGACAUGCUCACCGCCCACCCACCUCACCCUUCUC